Molecule: messenger RNA, 2922 nt
Organism: Pseudozyma hubeiensis SY62
Lineage: Eukaryota; Fungi; Basidiomycota; Ustilaginomycetes; Ustilaginales; Ustilaginaceae
Product: histone-lysine N-methyltransferase
Exons: 1
Coding region: 1-2922 (973 amino acids)
Biological process (GO): regulation of DNA-templated transcription
Cellular component (GO): chromatin; nucleus; chromosome
Molecular function (GO): protein binding; histone H3K36 methyltransferase activity
Source: RefSeq, a predicted model, not a curated record
AUGGACUCGUCACAUAGCGGCGCUGCGUCGGCAGCGGCUCCUUCUCCAUCUUCUGCUGUUGCUCCUCCCAAUGUGGAAGGCAACGUCAGCGAGUUCUCCCAGACAGUCGAUGUCAAGACCGACUCUUCACCACACUCUUCAGCAUCCUUACCGCCACCGUCACCACGCCCACCACCGCCACCAGCUUUCACACCUUCCCCUUCGCCGCCUCCACAGACAGCGUCGACGAGUGCAGCAGCUCACAGUGUUUCAAGCGCAUUGAAACGUUCACCUCGUUCGCCUUCUGCCAUCGACGCUACUCGCUCGCCCUCAGAUUUGCAUCGCAGCGAUUCAGCAGCCUCGAAUACUCCAUCGGCCAUCGACGAUGAGAGCGCACUCGACCCUUAUGAUGAGGCUUCUUCCAUCUUUGCAACCACCCCUUCUGCACGCAAGCAGAAGCUGAAAGUACAACCGCAACUGAUCGAGCAUCUUCCUCUCGCGGAGGAUGCAGCCAUGGCCACCUUCCAAGAGAUCACCUACAACGACUAUCACGACAAGAAGCUCGGCAGACCACCUGGCAAAUUCGACGACUACAUGAUCUGCGAUUGCAGUACUAAUAGUGAAAACCAAGAUCUGGCCUGCACCGACUACUCUGGCUGUAUCAACCGCAUGACUCAGAUCGAGUGCUCCGCUUCAAAGUGUCGCUGGGGCAAGCUGUGCCACAACCAGCGCUUCCAUCGACGCCAGUACGCCAACGUCGACAUCGUCCAGACCGAAAAGAAAGGCUUCGGUCUCCGUGCCUGCCAAGACAUACCCAAGGAGACGUUCGUUUACGAGUACGUUGGCGAGGUCAUGAAUCAACCCACAUUCCUGGAUCGUAUGCAGCAGUACCGUGUAGAAGGGAUACGACAUUUCUACUUCAUGAUGCUUCAGCCCAACGAAUACCUCGACGCGACCAAAAAGGGCGGUAAGGGGCGAUUCAUCAAUCACAGCUGCAAUCCUAACUGCUCCGUGUCCAAGUGGCAGGUUGGCAAACAUCUUCGAAUGGGCAUCUUUGCCAAACGCGACAUCCAAAAGGGCGAAGAGCUCACUUUCAACUACAACGUCGACCGCUACGGCAACGAUGCGCAGGAGUGUUUCUGCGGCGAGCCCAACUGUGUAGGCACCCUCGGCGGCAAGACGCAGACUGACCUCAGCGGCAUGGACGACCUCUUCCUCGAUGCUCUCGGCAUCUCGGACGAGGUUGAGCAGACCGAAGCCAAGGGGUCACGGCGAAAGCGCGGCAAACGACUCGAUCUCGAUUUCAUCCCGCAAAUGCGGCCCAUCCAGGAGCACGAAGCCACUCGCGUCAUGACGGCCGCCAGACAGGCCGGACCCAAGCGCGAGAUCCUCGAAAAGCUCCUACGCAGGAUGGAGAUGACCACCGAUGUCAAUGUGCAAAAGUCGCUCGUCAAGCUUCAUGGAUUCAUCCUCAUGCAGUUCUUGCUCGAGCAGUGGUGGAACGAUCGCGACAUUGUGCUCCUUAUCGUCAACGUUCUCGCACGAUGGCCGCUCAUCGCACGCAACAAGGUCAUCGAUUGCGGCGUCGAGGACCAAAUUCGCAUCGUUGCCGACACAUAUCGACCAAAAGCCGAGAUUUUUGAGGAAGACCGUAAGCCGAGCCUGGAAAUCAAGAGCGAAAUCAAGGCGGAGCUCACUGACGCCGACAACAACGGCGAUGCUGACCCUGGAUCAGCACCAGCGCCUGUGCUCAUCGGUGCGCCUCCAGCAGCUGACGCCGAGGUAUCUUCUCGCGCCGAGCACCUCCUUGGAGCAUGGAAGAAGCUCGAUAUGACGUACCGCAUCGCACGCAAGGACGCUAUCGACGGCGAAGACACCAAAGACGCUGCUGCAGUGACUACGUGGGUCGACCGCCGAAGAUUGCAGGAUCUCGAGGAUGCUCUUGACUUGGACCUCGCCCAGGCCCCUAAUGCAGUAUCUUCGGAACUAGGCUCGGCUCUCUCAGGCGAUCAAGAUCUGCGCGAGAGUCAGCCGACAUGGCAACCGCCACCCGCGCCUCCUUCGAUGGCAAAUAAUGCAGCUGCGAAGCGUUUGAACGGAUUCGGUCAUCCAAGAGCAUCGCCAGGCAGCUUCACGCCAAGUCGUCUUCAAUCUUCAGGUCAGAGCCCACUUACUCCGGAUCAAGUCGCUUCUGCUCUUUCGUCGUCUUUGGCCAAAUCGCUUCCCGGCCUUGUCUCGUCGCUCAAGCAACAAGGAAUCCAAUUGUCGCAACAGCAACAGCAGCAGCAGCAGCAGCCUACGCCACAGCCUGCUGCUCCGCAGGCAAAGUCGAUCGAGGACAUCAUUCGCGAGGCAAACGAACAAGAAGAGCGUGCACGCAAAGAGGCCGAAGCUGCCGCCAAAGCAGCGCGCGAGCUCGAGCUGAACGGUGGUCACACGAGCAGCGCUUCCCGCAAGCGUCCUUCCUCUUCGUCUCGUCACCCGGACAAACGAGUCAAGCACUCAUCGUCUUCGUCAUCGAGCCACUCAAAUCCGAAGCACAACUCGACCAGCGUCUCAACUGCGGUCUCGAGUGUCGACGCCAACGCGGGCGCUGCCGAGUUGGCAGCCAGCAACGAACGCCGAUUGCGCAAGCUGGUGGGCGAAAUCGUGGUACGUCAAAUGUCGAAACACAAGGACGAGUUGGAGCGCGAAAGCUUCAAGCGUCACGCCAAGGAGCUGACCAACGUGAUCGUGGGCAAGGAGAUGCGCAACCCGAAAUCGUGGCCUCCCGCACGAGGCGCCACCUUGACGGACUUGGCGUCGGACAAAAAGGCAAAGGUGAAAGCAUUUGCAAAAGAGUACAUUGACAAGCUCUUGGCAAGGAAAGGGAAGGGAAAGGGCUCAACUACGCCGUCGAACAACAACGAUGGCGUCAGCAGCAGCGUCAACGGCAGUGUAUGA